AUGGAAACACAUAAUCUAACAAUGCUCAAUGAAUUCAUUCUCAUGGGAAUCACAGGCCGUCCUGAGCUGCAGGCUCCAUUAUUUGGGCUCUUCCUCAUCAUCUAUAUGAUCUCAGUGGUGGGCAACCUGGGCAUGAUCAUCCUCACCCAGAUGGACUCCAGGCUACAAACACCCAUGUACUUCUUCCUCAAACACCUGGCUCUCACUGAUCUGGGUUAUUCAACAACUGUAGGACCCAAAAUGCUAGUCAACUUUGUUGUGGAUCAAAAUACAAUCUCCUAUUAUUUUUGUGCUAUACAGCUCGCUUUCUUUCUUGUGUUCAUUGUUAGUGAACUUUUUAUUCUAACAGCAAUGUCCUACGACCGCUAUGUGGCCAUCUGUCACCCUCUGCUCUAUCCAGUCAUCAUGUCACAAAGGGUGUGUCAGGUGCUGGUGGCCAUCCUCUAUCUCUACAGCACAUUUGUGUCUCUUAUAGUCACCAUAAAGAUUUUUAGUUCGUCCUUCUGUGGCUACAAUGUCAUUAGUCAUUUCUACUGUGACAGUCUCCCCUUGAUAUCUUUGCUUUGCUCAAAUACACAUGAAACUGAAAUGAUUAUUCUGAUUUUAGCCGGUUUUGAUUUGAUUUCAUCCCUUUUGAUAGUUAUUGUGUCUUACCUCCUGAUCCUCGUAGCCAUCGUCAGGAUGAACUCAGCUGAGGGUAGGCACAAGGCUUUCUCCACCUGUGGGUCCCACCUGACAGUGGCCACCGUGUUCUAUGGGACUCUGAUAUUUAUGUAUGUGCAACCUGAGUCCAGUCAUUCCUUUGACACUGAUAAAGUGGCGUCCAUAUUUUACACCCUUGUUAUCCCCAUGUUGAAUCCCUUGAUCUAUAGCUUGAGGAACAAGGAUGUAAAAUAUGCAGGACAAAGGAUGUGGAAAAAAAUAUUGCUUAGCAGAGGAAGGAGGAACUGCCUCAUGACUGCCAGAGGGAAAAAAGAAGCCCAGAUUCCCCACUCGGUCUCUGUUGACGUCUCUGGUUUUCAGCAGCUCUUUCGAUGA
This is a messenger RNA of Lynx canadensis (Canada lynx), 1038 nucleotides long. RefSeq names its product olfactory receptor 8K3-like. The transcript has 2 exons. NCBI's taxonomy places the organism in Eukaryota, Metazoa, Chordata, Mammalia, Carnivora, Felidae. The coding region runs from base 1 to 1038 and encodes 345 amino acids. Gene Ontology annotation, cellular component: membrane. Gene Ontology annotation, molecular function: G protein-coupled receptor activity; odorant binding; olfactory receptor activity. Gene Ontology annotation, biological process: G protein-coupled receptor signaling pathway; sensory perception of smell. The record is from RefSeq and is a predicted model, not a curated record.